AUGGAUCAUAAUAAUAAUAAGCUUGUAUCUGUUUUGCUGCUGUUCUCAAGCUUCUUGCUGAUGAGAACAUCAGGGGCUACUAACAACUACAAUGUCGUCAAUUUCGGUGCUAAACCGGACGGUCGAACCGAUUCAACAAAAGCCUUCCUCAGCGCAUGGAAAGCUGCUUGCCGUUCAGCUGCAAGUGUUACAGUGACGGUCCCUAGAGGGAGCUUCUUGUUAAAACCGGUGGAGUUUCGUGGUCCGUGCCGCAGUCGAAUCACGUUCCAGAUAUCUGGAACGAUUGUAGCUCCUUCUGAUUACCGUGGUUUGGGUAAUUCCGGUUACUGGAUCCUGUUUGUGAAAGUUAACCGGAUCACGAUCAAUGGAGGGAAGUUAGAUGCUAGAGGUGCUUCUUUUUGGGCUUGUCGAAAUUCCGGAAAGAAUUGUCCUGCUGGAGCCAGAUCGAUGACUUUUAACUGGGCAAACAACAUCGUAGUGAGCGGCCUAACGUCAAUAAACAGCCAAGUAACACAUUUAGUGAUAAACAGCUGCAACAAUGUAAUUGUCCGGAAAGUAAAGUUAGUGGCUCCAGACCAAAGUCCCAACACAGACGGCCUCCACAUCCAGGCGUCUACUGGUGUGACCGUAACCGAUAGCACGUUUCAAACAGGAGACGACUGCAUCGCUAUCGGUCCGGGAACUCGUAACCUCUACAUGUCUAAACUCAACUGCGGUCCAGGGCAUGGAAUCAGUAUUGGGAGUCUAGGGAGAGAUGCUAAUGAAGCUGGAGUACAGAACAUAACGUUGAUAAACUCUGUUUUUUCUGGUUCGGAUAAUGGUGUUCGGAUCAAGACAUGGGCUAGACAGAGCACAGGUUUUGUGAGAAACGUUUUGUUUCAGAAUCUGGUCAUGAAAAACGUUCAGAAUCCAAUCAUUGUUGAUCAGAAUUAUUGUCCGACUCAUCAAGGCUGUCCUAAACAGGGCUCUGGUGUGAAGAUUAGCCAGGUUGUGUAUAGAAACAUUCAAGGGACGUCUCGAACACAACAAGCUUUAACGUUUGAUUGCAGUCGUAGUAAUCCAUGCCAAGCAAUUAGAUUGCACGAUAUUAAGCUAACGUUCAACGGACGGUCAGCUAGUUCGACGUGUAAGAAUAUUAAAGGAGUUAAGGCAGGUGUGGUAUUGCCACAAGAUUAUAAAUCAAAGUUGAUAUUUGAACCUACAUGGAGCGUGGUCGGAUGGAGGCACGGAGCUGGUGGCUGUACUGCUGUAGAAAUAGUUUUUUCGAGGAGGAGGACCAGAGUUCAUGGAGGAGAGAGACUGUCAUCAUCGCCUUGUUUGGUGUUGGCUUCAAUGGAGGAAAGAUUGGGAAAAGAGAGGAAGAGAGAAGGAGAUGAAGAAAAUGUAAGAGGAGUAGAGAUGGAGGGGAGUUAG
Messenger RNA from Eruca vesicaria subsp. sativa (arugula), 1413 nucleotides. The record is from the annotation of a GenBank genome assembly. NCBI's taxonomy places the organism in Eukaryota, Viridiplantae, Streptophyta, Magnoliopsida, Brassicales, Brassicaceae.